GUCUCGUCUGUCGCAAUCCAGUGCAGAUAUACGUGCAAUUACCCUGUCAACAGUGCUUAAAAUCUCUUCUGGUGCUCGUGGCGUUGCAUCACGCACAGUGAUCGAUAACCUUAUACAUCGACCGAUAUACGCGUCCAUCGAGCGUACGACUUGAAUCGCGCGUGAAACGCGAUCCGCGAUAAACGAGAGUAUUUCACGUCUGGUACCGUCGCGGAGCCACGUGAAGGAAAAAUUGAACGUCCCUCCGUCUCGCGGUUCGAAUCGCCGCUGUCGCCAGUAUCGCCGCUGCCUGUCGGAGUAGUCUACGGCGAUCGGUCGGUGGUAGUUGGUACCGCGCGCUGCGUACGAAAGUUGGACGUUCUGGAGACAACGUGUGGUUUAACAGUUCAGUUUGGUCGAAGGGUGGUGGUUUGCCACCCGUCCGCGUACUAUGACUAUCUCGUGAAAUCGGUGAUAAUUAUCUGACUAAGUCGAUUUCCAUAAAGAUUCUCAUGUCACUAGACGUGUUCCAUUAAUCAAACGCACAGCCGCGUGUGGAGUGUCGGAGUUUCUGUGUGAACCGAAAGACUAGUGACCGAGAGAAAGAAACGUUUUCACGGAUUCGAGAUGACUCGACACCUGUGGCUAAGAGCAGCGUUCGCUUUCCUCGUGAUGUCAGGUGCGAGCUGCCUGCGGGAUGUCAGCCUAGAAGUAGUUCCGGAGGUAGUGCAACGUGGUCAGAAGGUGAUUCUGCGCUGCCAUUACGAUCUCGAGGAGACACUUCUUUACUCCCUCAAGUGGUACCGCGGCAACCAUGAGUUCUACCGCUACAUGCCCAGCGAGAAGCCGGCCACGAAGGUCUUCAACAUUACCGGGAUUUACGUCGACACCAGGAACUCGAACGAGAGCCAGGUCACGAUACGCGACGUCGACUUCGCCCUCUCGGGUACGUUCACCUGCGAAGUAACAGCCGACGCACCCACCUUCUCCACGGCCUCUGUCUCCAAGAACCUCACGGUAGUGUCCCUGCCCGACGGUACGCCCAUUAUCGUAUCGGAACGCGAACGUUACGACGUGGGAGACACUUUGAGGGCGAAUUGUAGCUUGCCACCCUCGAAGCCACCGGCUGAUCUCUCAUUCACUCUGAACAAUGUGGCGGUGGAGCCGGACAGGAAACACCAACCGCAACUGUACCCACAACACAGGUGGGAUCACAACAACGCGGCUCAUGCCGAUCAGCUGGAGAGCUUCCAGUGGAUCGAGAUCAGCGUGAACCUUCAACCGUCCCAUUACUCGAACGGCCAGUUGAAUUUACGAUGCAGCGCACAGAUUCGGGGCAUAUAUUCGGCGAUAAGCGAGGUGCAACUUGGGACCGGACUGCGCGAACCUGUGCCGGAGAGAGUGACCUCCGAGAACGGAAGCUCGACGCCUACCGGGAUGUAUUUGACGAUGCUGAUGCUGUGCAUGCUCCCGUUGUUUUUGAGAUAGUCACGAUGCGCCUGAGGCCACGAGAAGAGAGUCCACGGGCGUCGCACGAUGAACAGCGCACUAGUCAAAAGGAGGAGGAUGAGGAGCCGGAGGAUAGAGAAAGGAACGACGAUCUAAGGACGGCGACCGAACCGACCGCGGCGCGGCGUGGCGGGAUAAGCAAUUGAUAAUUAUCGUUGAAUCAACAUCGGUAUAAUAAUAUUGUACAUUAUUGUAUUUGUUAGCGUAUUCGGUUCGGCUAGGUUCGGAGAGUCGCGGGUACCACCACUUCCAAUUGUUGUUUACGAGCCCGAGACGCGGGACACACGGUCUAUUCAUAUACGCUUAUCUCGACUAUCGGAUGAACGUUUACUCAUCGUAGUGUAAUCAAAAAUGCGUGACGGACCGGUUCAUUCGUUAAUUUGCAAGUAACACCAAGCGUUCCGGUAAAGACAGUCGUUCGCGUUCAAGCGAUGCUCAAUACAUAGUGUGAUUCCGUGUUUGGUAAGUACUUAACGAACAGACGGCUGAAUCAAACGAUCUUUCGUAACACUUGUAAAGCCAUACGUUAUUGGAUGUAUUAUUUAAGUUCGAUCAAAACUGUUAAUCGAUUAUUUGUAUGCAAUAAACAAUUCUUAAAAACAAUAUAACUAGACUAUAAAAAUAUGAUAACAGAAUCAUUACUAUUUCAUUUGAUAGUAAAAUACUCAGCCGUAUAACAUAAAUUCUUAAACGAAGAUACGUGGAUUUAUGCAGCUGACAAGAGCAGAAAGUCCGCUCUACUAUUCCGCGUGUUCGGAUUAGAUAAAAUCCGCGAGUUAAACCAGCGCAAUUUUUAUAUUGUACUUUGAAAAAGAAGGCAAGCCCGUCGUUCGUGAUACGUAAAACUUUUUAUUAUACCCCACGGAACAGAGCAAACUGUAAAAUUAGAUAGACGUCGUUUCGCCAUUUCACCGCAGAAAUUUCUGACCUCGUUAUAUCGCUUCCGCCAAGCAUACGUUUCCACUUGGCAGGAUCACUGCUGCAUUACAUGCAACACAACGGAUCGUGCAUACGUAUUCUUUACCGAUCUCUAUUGACGAGUCUGCCUGAGAAUAAACAUAAUUGGCCGCGAUAGUACACGUAAUACCGAGACAGGACUUUUGAGGAGCGUAGAGCCCCGAGCAGCGACCUAGAGGUCCACUCGAGCACGCGUCCCUAUUUCGUCCUCGAACACGGAGAGGACGCGAUCGAACAUCCUGCCAUUAUUCCAACUAAAGAUGCGUGUCACGGCACGCUGCUCUAUGUCAUUCCGCCGCGUCGUGUCUAUUCAACCAUUGUUCGCUGGCCAGCGUGUGAAGGACCCGGGGAUCGAUCCUGCGAUUUUGAUGCGAAUAAGGGGCUGGCCAAGUGGCGCUCGCUGUCCGUGAUUCCCCCGACUCUGACUUCUUUCCCGUAGUCUCCUCCACGCGCGUUACCUAGAGAGGAAAACGCUACGGAAGUUCGUAGCAAGGUAAGUGUCCCAAUUUCUGUUCACGUCGCAAUUUCUACACACUGGUUUAUUUUUCUAUGAGUUUAAGAUAACACAUAAAAUUAUCGGAAAAUACACCAGCGAGUUGAAGUUGUGACGUGAACAAAAAUUGCGGGCAUUUACUUUAGUCCUCUUGAAAUUUUGUUUCAGGAACGUUUCGUACUUUACUUUAAAAUCAAUGAGAUACACUUUGGAAAUCGUCUUUUGCUAUUCCGUUCUCAAUUCUCGAUGUAAACUGAUAACUGUAAGUUGCAUAAAACGAUUUUCAAUUAAUUCAUCCCUUAUUAAUGAGCAUGAAACGGAUUUCUUUAUUUUGCGCAGCUUCGGAGUUGUACUUCUAAUGUUACUUAAAAACCCUGUACAAUAUUAGACGUAGAAUCUAUGUAAAAUGAAAAGCGAUAAAAUCAAAGUGACAAGUGCACUGAUCUCUAUAGAAGUAGAUUGGCAUGGUUGGCGUCUUAAGAAAAUGAUCCCAAUUCGAAAUAAUUCAUUUUUCUCACACGCACCGAUAUUUUUCUAAUUUUCAGUCCUCCUCACAGCCAUAGCUCGUGAAAGUCGACCUCACGUACACACCGUUCCAUCACUCUGUACAUCAUCGUUCUCGAGAUCAGUUCAGUUACCAAUCCGGUUUUCAUGGUUAAUAACUUUGUAAUAAAUAACCGUAAAUGGAUGAAACUUCCGUUGUUCGAAACUGAGAAACCUUCUCUUUAAAAUACCGUUCGAUUCAUCUCGAUUCAAUUUCCGAUUCUGGAGAUAUCUUCGUGUGAAGAGAACUAUAAUUUUUUCGACGCCGCUGUUGUCCUCCUCGCACGUUGACCGACUCCCGGUCUAGACAGCCAGCUGAUACUCGUAACUAGGUCAUUGACCUGUGCCAGUAAUACCGAACACUGCGCCUGAACUUUGAAAGCUUAUAUCUCCGGAACGGAUUGAGAUAUUGGGAUGGAUCAAAAAUGAUUUUUUUAGUCUUGAUUUCUUAUAUAAAGUAAGGUAUUUCAGUCGGGGUUAUUGCCAUUAUUCAGUGUUCUACAGAGAUCAGUGGACGGGCAUAAUCAUAAAUUGUAUUUAAAUACCAAACGCGCUAAGGUAAGAAUAUGUUGGACAAAUGGGUCGUGAGACGUGGCAUGAAAACUUCCUGAAAAACUAACUACUACCGUCUCGUAUUUCUCCUGACCCGUUCAUUGGAAUAUAUUUCACGUUUGCCAGUGUAUAAGUUGUGUCAACAAUCAAGAAUCUCUUCCGUGCAAGACUUUUCGCGGAAUACGGAAGUUUACCGUGAUAAUACAGCUGGUCAGAGGAACGAGAAAUCGAUAGCUCGAGGAGGGAAACCGUAAUAUCCAGUCUUUGCGGCGAGAUUAUUUAAAAUGUUCAACAUUACUUUUUCAGCGAAAACAUUUAAAUAAUUUUAAUUCAAAAUUCAAACACGAAAGGCUUCACUAUCCUAAUUAUUAUUUUUGCUUUUACAAUUUGUAAGUCGUUAAAGAAUGCGACUCAGAUGUUAUACAACGAAACACGUUUCAUUUUCUGUCUCAUUCAGGGAAAGAAAGAACGGUCGCGGGUGAGAAUAAAAUGCAUCGGACAAAUGACCCUUUCUCUAUUAACCAAAAACGCGGCAUCACGCUUGCCACACCGGGCGCUGUUUCCUAAAUUCAGUUCUCAUUUGUACAAUUGUGUGUAUCUUUCAUCCACCGCCGUAUUCCUGGUAUGUACCGCGAGCGGGUUACAAAUGUACACGACUCUGUAUAGGGUUUCCGGUAGAUCCUGAGGUAACUUACUAGUAGAUAUUUUUCCGUGAGAAAAAGAGUGCGGAGGGGGGCCGAGAGGAGAGAAAGUGGAGAAUGAAUUUUUGUAAGUGUACGUGCGGCUUUGCGAGAGAAACAGUGUUGAAUGUGAAGCCACUAUGGGUUUACGGAAACAUGGAUAAAACGUAGAAUAGUCACCCCAAGAGAAAGAAUACUCUGAUAUACGUUCGGCUUACGAGGAAGUAAUGCUACGAUGUUGUAACGAAUAGCUUGUAACCAUGUUACAUUAUUCGAAGGAAUCAUUACUUUUCAUAUUUCGUUCGAGGUAUCGUUUGCGAGUUGUAUUAUGGGAUGAGGUGGCAAUGCUACGGAGUUUAACGUUCGGCUAAACGACGUCUCGAGAUACCAAAGAGGUUCGUUUCUUCUUAUUACUUAUAAAACUACGCGUUACAUAUUUUUUUAGCGUAAAUAGUUGCUUUCCGAAUGGUUGUAUGUAUAAAAACGAAAACAAUACCGAAAUUGUUUGUUACAUUAAUAACGUUUAAUUUAAUUUCACAACCAUUGUUACAAGUAAUAACUUCUUGUACAAAUA
Ceratina calcarata is the source of this 5287-nucleotide messenger RNA. RefSeq lists its product as uncharacterized. The transcript has 6 exons. The record is from RefSeq and is a predicted model, not a curated record. The coding region runs from base 607 to 1467 and encodes 286 amino acids. Lineage: Eukaryota; Metazoa; Arthropoda; Insecta; Hymenoptera; Apidae.